Molecule: messenger RNA, 774 nt
Organism: Vicia faba (fava bean)
Lineage: Eukaryota; Viridiplantae; Streptophyta; Magnoliopsida; Fabales; Fabaceae
Source: the annotation of a GenBank genome assembly
AUGGAGGAAGGAGAUAACAUUCUUGAUGUUAUAUAUGAUGAUGAUAAUUUAGAUGACGAUGAUGUUGACAUGAUUGAUGUUGAAGAAGGAGAGUUGGUGGAGCCUGAUUCGAAAAAUGUUGUGGGACAAAGUGGUGAUGGAGAUGUCAUUGAAGCAAAUCAAGAAUCUCAUGGUGAGAACUCCAAGUGUGGAGCUAGCAAGAAGAAGAGGAAGAGGAACAAGAAAAAGAGAAAGGGUUUUGGAUCUAAAGUCAUGAAUAUAGACAGAUUUGUGUCAGAUAUCUGUUAUCGCCUGAAAGAGAAAAAGCAAUAUAUGGUAUACACUGCUGCAGGUUGUCUUGGAAUCUCUGCAUUAAGUGAUAUCGUCAAAGAGGUUGAUGCAAUACAAAUCUGUGGAGGCCAAAAGACUGCUGAUGGUAGACGGUUCCGGACUGGGGGUGGCAUAUUGUGGAACAUCAUAAAAGUUCGGGAACCAAAGGCCUACAAAGAGAUCAUGAAAAAAGCAAAAGAGUUUGAGAAGCCAUUCAGGCAGCCAAUUGUUAAGCAACUAAAUGUGCCAAAGCAAGAGGAUUCUUCUCAAGGAGCUACCUUUUCAUUUGCUGGCAGUGAUCAGGGAAAUGUUUCCAACAGUGCAUUUCAUGCAUCAGAAAUACGAAAUCAACAUGAACCAGUUACGUCCAAAGAAAAGUCUAUAUCUGUUCAUGAUAGAUUAAGGAUACCUGUUUCCUACGAUGAUGAUCUGCUUGGAGAGAAUCCAGUCAAUCACGCAACCUAA